AUGUCAACAGGUAGAGCUGCGACAGGGGUUGCAGGGCGGACCAUCAAACGGAAGGUGCAGUCUAAUCGGGAUGCCCCGUACAACACACGUCUUUUCAACACAUUGUGGACGUAUCGCAGCGGGCAGUUAACGACAAGUAAUGUGCGUCGGCUAAAAGAGACAGGCAUUCCAAUCGGUUAUGGCUCCAACGGCAAUGGUAACAAGUACGAUGAGGGGGGGGACGCACCUGUCAAAAGCGAUCUGCAGCCUCAUGCGAUGCACAAAUUUACAGGGGACGAGAAUUGGUCCCUUCUCAUUGCGGUUCCGAAAAACUCGGAGCACUUUCACAACAUUCUCGAGUGUUCCAGAGGAAGUCUUAUGGUCGGGCACACCGACCCCCAGUUGUUUCACUGGUUCAAGCAACUUGGCACUUUGCCGCCGCGGGCAAUUCUCUCCGGCCCACUGGAACUUCUCUCUGGCGACAUGCAGCACGAGGCAUGGGAGGAAACGUUUUCCCGCCACCCAGUGAUUCAUAGCAUCGCACAAGACAUGUGGACACGCAAGGAUAGUAAGACCGAAGAGGAAGUUGUCACCAUUGAACGCCGAGAACGUGAGGAGGACGAAAAGCGCAUGCGUCGCAUGAGCAGCAGUGAUUGGCGGGCAAAAUUCAAGGACCGUGAGCGCAAUCCCACCGCCGAGGAGGAUGAAGAACGGCCUAUUUAUGUCAUCAAGCCAGAGACUUUUGCGCUGCUACGGCUGCAGCCAGAUGUAAAGCUUUGGAUGAAUGUUGUUUCCCAGACGCAGCGUGUCUGGGAGCCUGUGAUUCCCGACCCUGACCCGCUCUGUCGCUGUGCCCCACGUUUCCUGCGCAUGCUUAACCUCGCGCGGCAAAAACUUGUACCGUCACUCAAUAUGAACUUUGCCCUGAAGCUGACAAAUGCGUUUAUAUUUGAGGUGGACAAGGAAGGACUGUGGGCGAUGGGAACACAAGAAAACCUCCACGGAACUUGUUCGCCCGCCGACGGUGCGGUACGGGAGGAGUGGACGGAGUUACGCUUGGAGUUUGGGAAGGGCCAAGUGAUACAGACGGAGCAGGAGAUGGAGUGGUGGGUGCGUGGGCUGACGAAACUCGGGGCACCGGAGAUGUCGCAGUCGAACAGUCAAGUGGAGGAUGCGGGAAUGAACCCGGAGGAUUACGACUACCGCCACAUCUGA
Trypanosoma cruzi is the source of this 1194-nucleotide messenger RNA. RefSeq lists its product as uncharacterized. Lineage: Eukaryota; Euglenozoa; Kinetoplastea; Trypanosomatida; Trypanosomatidae. The coding region runs from base 1 to 1194 and encodes 397 amino acids. The transcript has a single exon. The record is from RefSeq and is a predicted model, not a curated record.